CUUUCCUCUCUCAUCUUCUUCACUUUCCUCUGCAAAUCCCUAAAUCCUCAACUUAUCUCACUUCUUCUCUUCUCUUCUCUUCUCUUCUCUUCAUCCAACAAGGAUCGUCUGCUCCUUCUUCAUUCUUCCAGGUGCAGCUCUUGAAUCCAACGUCACCGCCAUGUUCUUGUUGGGAGAUUCUUCUGUAGAUUGCGGCUUCAAUACUCUGUUUUACCCUCGUCUCCACCGCAAUUUCUCUCUUCUUCCCUGUGACACCAAUGCCACUUCCUCCCUUCUUCCUUUUCUUCUUGCUGACAAGAUCGGCCUCCCGCAUGCUCAACCUUGGUACAAUCAGAAUGGAUCCCUCGAAGCCAUCCUAAAUGGCCUCAACUUCGGUUCCCCACAAGCAACGAUCAUGAGCAACGGGCAAAGCUAUCAGUCUCUCAACCAACAACUACGCCAAGUCCUCGAUGCCAUUCAACUUUUACGCUUGCAACUCGGGCAACACGCUGCUCGCCAUUUCAUCCAAUCAUCCCUCUUCUACCUCUCGUUUGGUGAGGUUGAUUUCAUCAAUCUUUAUCUUUUGAAAUCGUCUGCACGUAAGUAUGGUGGUGAGGAAUUUGCUCGACUGCUAGUAUCGCAAAUGGUGAUUGCCAUAAGAAACUUGCAGGAAGCUGGAGCGAGAAAGAUCGUAUGCAUGGGAAUACUGCCGUUGGGAUGCAGUCCUCGAGUGCUGUCUGAAUGGCGUGAUUCCCCUGUGGAUACGUUUGAUAAGAAGGGGUGUGUGAAAGAGAUGAAUGAAUUGAUUGGGAAGUACAAUGAAGUAAUGGGAGAGGAAAUGGUGAAGCUGAAUGCAGAGUUCGAAGAUACUCAAAUGAUAUUUUGCGACGUUUACAAAGGGAUGACGGAGAUCAUUGGAAAUCCAACUCGAUAUGGAUUCAAGGAAUCAAAGAGUGCGUGUUGUGGGGUUGGCUGGUAUAAUGCAAGCGCAGUAGGAUGUGUGGCAAUGGAGAUAGCGUGCAGGGAUGUUAGGAGAUAUGUGUGGUGGGAUUUGUACAAUCCCACGGGAGUUGUAAAUUCUUUGCUUGCGGAUUCAGCAUGGAGGAAUCAACCCUUCUCCACAAUCUGCCAUCCAUCCACUGUUCAAGAUUUACUACUCACAUGAGUUUCCAUAGGGCAAAUUUUUGUACUUUUGUUGGGUUGUUUUCAUAAUUUGACCUAAAAGAAUCUAUAUUUUCCUAAUUGGGUCUUCCUACUAGUUGGGUUGGUUCAGAAUGCAAUCACUCAAAGUUGUGAAUAAUAAAAUAAACAAAAUCCAAUGUCCUUUUCGUACUGCCAAACUGGUAAUCGCAAUCACUCAACAUCCCAUUAAACAAAGGUUUCCCAAAAAAGACUAGACGGCACAAACCUAAAUCCUUCCGCCUUCAUUUCCAGAUCUCAACUCCCUUCAAUGGCUGCCCGUUGCCUCCAAGGUUUCUCCUCUCUUUCUCUAAGCCCUACUACCACACACACUCCAUCCUCCCGCCCUCCUUCUCUUCUCAUAACCUGCUCCUCUAAAUCCGACAAUGCCCCUCUUAUUGGCCGCAAGCUCCGAGCUGCCGUCAUUGGCGGUGGCCCUGCGGGAUCUUCCGCUGCCGAAGCUCUCGCAGCUGGUGGCAUCGAGACUUACCUAUUUGAGCGCAGUCCAUCAUCUGCCAAGCCAUGUGGCGGCGCUCUCCCUCUAUGUAUGCUUACUGAGUUCGACAUCCCUGCUCACCUCAUCGAUCGCCAUGUUACUCGUAUGAAAAUUAUUUCGCCGUCCAAUCUCGCCGUCGACUUCGGAAAAACCUUGAAAGCCCAUGAGUUCAUACCCAUGCUACGCCGCGAAGUGCUUGAUUCCUUCCUCCGUUCCCGCGCUCAGUCCAACGGUGCUAAUCUCAUCCAGGGCCUCGUGCUGAAUCUCGAGCUCCCUACCUCCUCCAAAGCACCGUACGUCGUGCAUUACACAGCUGAAAACUCCCGGAAAUCCUUGGCCGUGGAUGUGGUGAUCGGUGCGGACGGCGCCAACAGCCGUGUAGCAAAGUCGAUCGACGCCGGAGAUUACACGUGCGCGAUCGCCUUCCAAGAGAGAAUCAAAUUACCAGAGGAGAAAAUGGAGUACUACGAGAAUCUGGCGGAAAUGUACGUAGGGAACGACGUAUCGCCAGAUUUUUAUGCUUGGGUAUUUCCAAAAUGCGACCAUGUGGCAGUGGGGACGGGGACGGUGUGCUCAAAACAAGACAUAAAGCGUUACCAAAGAGGAAUAAGGGAAAGGGCAAAGAGGAAGAUAAGCGGAGGGAAGGUGAUGAAAGUAGAGGCACAUCCGAUACCGGAGCACCCGCGAGCAAGGCGAGUGGUAGGGCGGGUGGCGCUGGUAGGUGACGCGGCAGGAUACGUGACAAAGUGCUCGGGCGAAGGCAUAUAUUUUGCAGCGAAAUCGGGGAGAAUGUGCGGAGAGGCGGUGGUGAGAGCAUCGGAAGGAGGGGAGAGGAUGAUCGGAGAAAGGGAUCUGAAGAGAGAGUAUUUGAGAGAGUGGGAUACCAAGUACGUGGGAACGUUCAGGUUCUUGGAUGUGUUGCAGAGAGUGUUUUAUGGGGACAAUGCCGGAAGGGAGGCAUUGGUGGAGAUGUGUGGGAAUGAGUAUGUGCAGAGAAUGACAUUUGAAAGCUAUUUGUACAAGAAAUUGGCUGAGGGAAACCGAUUGGAAGAUGCUAAGUUGAUGUGGAACACCAUUGGAAGUCUCAUCAAGUGUGGAAUUGUUGGGAGAACAGAGACUCACAAGGUUGCAUCUUUCCUCUAGCUUUGUUUGUAGUUGUAAUCUGCCUUACCUUUGUUUUUGUGUGAAAUCAUCAAAUCAAGUUCUAUUCCAAACAUUGAUAUACUCCAUUUUAUUAAUGUGGUUCUUCGUUUGGAUGGGUAUACA
Cucumis melo (muskmelon) is the source of this 2920-nucleotide messenger RNA. RefSeq names its product geranylgeranyl diphosphate reductase, chloroplastic-like. Lineage: Eukaryota; Viridiplantae; Streptophyta; Magnoliopsida; Cucurbitales; Cucurbitaceae. Gene Ontology annotation, molecular function: oxidoreductase activity, acting on the CH-CH group of donors, NAD or NADP as acceptor. The transcript is spliced from 4 exons. Gene Ontology annotation, biological process: photosynthesis; chlorophyll biosynthetic process. The coding region runs from base 1430 to 2797 and encodes 455 amino acids. The record is from RefSeq and is a predicted model, not a curated record. Gene Ontology annotation, cellular component: chloroplast thylakoid membrane.